Molecule: messenger RNA, 1518 nt
Organism: Mycena indigotica
Lineage: Eukaryota; Fungi; Basidiomycota; Agaricomycetes; Agaricales; Mycenaceae
Product: ACT-7 domain-containing protein
Exons: 4
Coding region: 70-1518 (482 amino acids)
Biological process (GO): cellular response to L-arginine; regulation of intracellular signal transduction
Cellular component (GO): cytosol
Source: RefSeq, a predicted model, not a curated record
ACUGGGUUUCUUUCCUUCUCUCUUCACCACGCCGUCUGGCUUUCCCAGCGACACCUUUUCCUCGUCCUCAUGCAGCCUUUACAACAGCCUGGUGUCCAUGUAACUAUAACUCGACUUCCCGCCUCCUUGAGCAUUGUCUCCAUUCCUCGCAGCCGUCUCGACACGCUCUCUCACCCCAUUCUACGUCUCGUUCUCCAGCCCAACCCCAUUUUCUUCAGCAUUACUGCCAAUCUCAUUGAACUCUCGCUUUUUGCCGAUUCUAGCUGCAUUUCCGCAUUUGAGGCUAUUGCAAGAGCCGACCGGGCCUCCUUACAAACACUGGAGCCCGUGCAAAUAUCGAACGAACGUUGGUGUGUGCUUCAGAUCGACUCACACAGCGACCAGCUAGACGAUGCUGGAGCGCGUGUUAGCGAGCUGUCUGCCCCACUUGCUCAAGCGGGAAUAAGCAUCCUCUACCAGUCAUCCUACAUGAGCGACUUCAUUUUCGUGAAGGAACGUCGUUUGGCUGAGGUCAUGUCACUGUUCGCCGCGGCGGGUUUUGCUUUAUAUGCUGCGGAUCCGAAUCUGCUUACCGCCUCUUUUGCUCCCCCACCUUCGCUCGCGCCAACUAGAGAGCGUAGCGGCUCCGCCCCGCUACCAUCGACUUCUCGCUCAAGCUCAAAAUCUGGCCCAAAAGCGACUUCGCGUGCUAGUUCCACUGGCCAGUCCCGCGAAAACGUGACUUUUUCAAAACCAAAAUCGGGGAUUCAUGUCCCUUUACCGGAUGUGCGGGUUCUCGCCCCAGAUCUUGCUUGCGUGGGACUGGCCGAUGACGCCGUUGAGCAAUGGCAACUCAAGAUUGUAAAAUUGCUUGCCUUCCCGGACCUUAUUCCCCUUUCAUCUCCCUCGCCGUCGGUUGUGCUUAAACCCACAUAUACCCUUUCAGAAGGAGAUGACGGGUAUUUCUCUCAUUCCCCUUCACCUACACCCGAAGAAGAGGAAGAAAAACAGACCCAGCAUGUGCCUCGAUCUCCCGCUCGAGAAGUUCCUUCUCGUCUGGAACCACUCCCUGCCCCAAUCAGCUGGCCAGAAUCGGAUAUUCAGUUAACUGAGGAGCCAGCGGUCGAGCACGCGAUUCCCUUCUUCAGUUUCACCCGUACACCAGAAGGCUCGUCGUUGACUGCUGGGGCUCGUGUAUUAGCGGCGCUUUUUCCUCGUGCAGAACGUCACAUGGUCAUUUCUGGUGGUGAGCUUGACAUGGUAGAUCCAGAAGACUUUGCACAAUAUUCCCCGACUUCGACGUCAUUCCCUUCACUGCCAUCCUCGCCAAUCGUCGACAAAAGUGACCCCGGAGACGACUUCUCUGAUGAUGAUGAAGACGACGACACUGACGGACAUCCUCUUCUUAUGCAUCGUUUCUCUCGUGCCUUGGCCCGCGGCGGAAUCAACCAUAUGUAUGCUUCGACGUUGCGGAGCGCCAACGUUUUGGUGCCGACUGGAAGAAAACGUAGAGCGAGCAGUCUGCUGCGUGAAUGCUAG